AUGGCUGAUAACAUGAACGAUGAUAUGGUUAUGGAUCUUGAUUUGAACCAAGAGCCAUUAGUGGACGCUCCACCACCUCCGCCUUUUGGUUAUGGUCCUUUGCUAAACGAACUAGAGACCGCACAUGGCAGAAUCGAGGAUCGAAUUAGGCAACUUGAAGCUGUUACAGCUAGGGCUAGACAACGCCAGCGAUGGCGACAGGCAAGGAACAAUCCGGAAUUGAGUUACAUGACAGUAAUCGAGCCAGACGUUGGUGCAGGAAACCAGAAUCAAGACGACAAUAAUGUUCGUGAUGUGGAUGGAAUUGUAAACACUCCUGGUGGUGUCGACGAGAGGGCUACUGGUGAAAGAGGGAGGAACAGCAAAAGAGAUAUCAGCCAGUUGGCAAAAGCUUUGGAGAUGGAUUUAGAUUCCAAGAAGACAGAUAACAAUGGAGGUGAUGAUGAUGAAAGUGGCGGAUUCUUCGAUUGUAACAUAUGCUUGGAGAUGGCAAGGGAUCCUAUCUUGACUUGCUGUGGUCACUUAUUUUGUUGGAGUUGCUUCUAUCAGUUGUCAUAUGUAGAUUCAAGUGCAAAAGAAUGCCCGGUUUGCAAAGGAGAAGUAACAGAUUCAAGCAUUACACCAAUCUAUGGAAAUGGAAAGAAUCAACCAAUCUUGAAGUUGGAAUCCGGGGUGAAAAUCCCUCCAAGACCUCGAGCACGCAGAGUAGAGAGCAUACGUCAGCAAAGGGUAAUUAGGGGAAUCUCUCAUAUUCCUGUAGCAGAAGCACUUAGAAGAAUCCGAAUUGGAAUCGGUUCAAUUGGGGAAAACCCUCUUCUUCAAGGUCUCAACACUGUAGGAGGAGGACCUACUUCUGAAAUAAACCCAUCAUUGUUACAUUCUUCUGAAGCAGCAGGGGGUAGUAGAAGACACCGUUCACGCCCAUUCUCAAGGGUAAUAUCGGAAAGUGCUGCUUCUCUUUCUUCCAUUUCAUCUGCCCUAAACAACGCAGAGAGAUUGGUUGAAGAUCUUGAAACAUACAUCAAUGAUCGUCUUUUGAGAAGAACAGAUGCUUCGCAGCUUCUACCAGGUAAUCAAGAACGCAACACUUUUCUUCCAAAUGGUGGUGACAUUCAAGUUCAACUGGAGCCUCAGAACGCAGAGAUGAAUAUGAGUCCGAAUCCUGCUGUCCCUGUUUCUUCUAGUUCUUCUCAAAGAGCGAUUGCUACUACUGUUGUGCAUUUGGAUAAUCUAUCAACUGAUAGUGCUGUAGAGAUUGAUCUGACUAUAUCGCAUCCUUCUUCUUCUUCUGCUAGGAGAGCUGCUGUUUCAAGGGCGUUGAGUUUGGAAGGUGGGACUUCCAGGGAGCUCAGGAGGAGACGAUUGAGAUAAACCUUUGAAUCGAAGUAAUAACAGGAAGACUCUAGGGUUUGAAAGGAGGAGGUUUGACCGGAACUAGAUUUUUCUUAUUCAAGUUUCGUUUUGUUUUCGGAACAAAACCGUAUUUGGCCUUGUUUGUGGAUGUAUUUUUCUUGUCGAACAAUUAUAUAGGUAACGAUUAAAUGUC
Lactuca saligna is the source of this 1546-nucleotide messenger RNA. The record is from the annotation of a GenBank genome assembly. NCBI's taxonomy places the organism in Eukaryota, Viridiplantae, Streptophyta, Magnoliopsida, Asterales, Asteraceae.